This is a messenger RNA of Peromyscus californicus insignis, 6670 nucleotides long. RefSeq names its product forkhead box R2 (gene Foxr2). Gene Ontology annotation, cellular component: nucleus. Gene Ontology annotation, molecular function: DNA-binding transcription factor activity; sequence-specific double-stranded DNA binding. Gene Ontology annotation, biological process: regulation of DNA-templated transcription. NCBI's taxonomy places the organism in Eukaryota, Metazoa, Chordata, Mammalia, Rodentia, Cricetidae. The record is from RefSeq and is a predicted model, not a curated record. Bases 3723 to 4622 code for a protein of 299 amino acids. The transcript is spliced from 6 exons.
UAAGGGUUGGCGGGGAUUUGUCCUGUGCGCAGGAGAGAAGAAUCUCGGUAUUCUUUAGGCAGGUGCACACGUUAUCCUAUUGGUUCAUAGGUUUUGGCAAACAGCAGGCCCUUCCAUUCUCCCCGAAGGCGGGCUGAGCGGGGUGGGGGAGGGGCGCGGCGGAGCAUAGUCUUGCAAGGGGUCAGCUGACCCCAGCCCUCCUUGGCUGUCUUGGCUUACGCAGCACAUUCAUUCUCCCGCCCGGGUUUCAGAAGGCGUUUCUGUGUGGCUAAUUAAUUCGUGGGCCCAUGAGGGACCUGAAUAAUAGACUUAAUGACCAAAGCGGUGGGUGAGGGGAGGAGAUGGGCGUGCAGAGGCAGCUCGCAGUGCUCGAGAGGCGCAGAGCCUGGACGUGUUGGCCUGGGCAAUUAAGCGGGGCAGUGAGAAGAUCAGACCUAGAUUUGCGCAGCCUCACAGAGGGCCAGAAUACUUCCUGGCAGGCCACAGAGGAAGCAAUUAGAAUAAGAAGCAGCUGGAUGAAAGUGAGCUUUAAGGCUGUUGCCAUGGGGACUGAGAGACAGAAAGGCAUUUGAAGGGAGACCACUGGCAGGCUUCAGACAAUGGAUGGGAAUGGGGAGCAGAGAGAUGGUACAGUGCAGUUGGAUCUCGGCUUUCUAGGCCAGCGAGCCAGCACACCUGCCUUGCCCUGUUCCCCGGGUGCCCACUCUGACCUCUGUCCGCUCCUUCUUUUUGCUCAGAUUCCUCUGCCUGAAAUGCCUCCCCUCCAUUCUGCACUGUCUGAGUUCCACCUGCUUGCUCCCAGGCAUCUUCCUCGCUCAAGUUGAUUUUGGCCUGCCCCAAAGAGUAAUGAGUCAGUCCUUACUCCCCCAGGGGAGGCCCCACAGCUAGGCAUUCUGCUUUUCUUGUGUCAUCUGAAGCGUGAACUUGCUCAGAGCCUGGCUCCCCACCCCCACCCCACCCCCCUUUAAAGUGGAUGUAACUCAAGUACUGGCUUCAGAGGGUUGUGUGAAUGCAAUGAAAAGCCUUGACUGCAUAGUAAGCACAGGCUUUGCCUCUAAGUGUGUUUCAAGCAGCAGCAGGUGAGAGUGGCAUUUAAUAAGUGCAUGUUGAAGGAAUACGUGAUGGAAAAGAUGUUUACAUGUGGUUUUCUAAAGAUGUGUUUUAAUUUGUGUGCAUGCGUAGCAGAGGGCGUGGGAUCCCCUGGAACCGAGUUGUAGGUGGUCGCGAUCUGCCUGAUGUGGGUGCUGGCAACCUAACUUGGUUCUUCUGGAAGAGCAGCAAGUGCUCCUAACUGCUGGGCCAUGGCUCCAGCCGCUCCCAGGCGCUCUUAUUUCUUAAAAGGCAAAUGGAUACUUUGUACUUGUUUGGCUAGAAGGGAUGAAACGUGUACUUGACAGUCUGAGUUUAUAAUCCUACUGGGGAAUGACCCCGUGGGGCUGGUAGACUCGGACAUCUGCCAGCUUUUUGGUGGAGUUUGUGGAAUCGGAUAUGGCUUUAUCUAGUGAAUGAACUCCGUGGCGGGGCAGUGUGUCACUGGCAACAGGAGUGCCAGGGGAACGUCACCCAGUGAGGCCCAGACUCCUGCAUCUGUGGAGAAAGGAGAUGACUGCUGGGGAGAAAGUCACUGAUAUCAGAGCUGGGCACAUGAAUUUGGGGCCAGUUUGUGUCAGUUCCAAGCCCUUGAUGAGGUUAUUGACUAUCCCAGUCCUCUGACUUGUUCUGUACAGAAAAACCUGAUCUCUCUUGCAUUGUCUGUCCAGCUUGCUGUCAGUCUACGUGGAAGUUACCACUUCAUACUAGUCAUUUUCCAGUUUUUUAUUUCCUUUUAUUUUAUUUUUGUGAUAACAAUAUAAUUACAACAUUUCUCCCUUUCUUUUCCUCCCUCAAAACUGUCCCAUAUGUCCUUCCCUACUGUCCUUCCAAUUCAGGACUCUGUUUUACAAGUUGUUAUUGCACGCAUAUAUGUAUAUUCAUAAUAGGUAUAUAUUCCUAAAUAGAAACUGUUCCUUCUCUAUAAUGUUACUUGUAUGUAUGUUUUCAGAGCUGACUGUUCAGCACUGGACAACCAGUUGGUGUCUCUUCCUCAGGGAAUACUAUUUCUUCUGUUCCCAGCUUUUCGUAGUUGCCAGUAGUUUUUUGUGUAGGGUUGAGAAUUCAUGGGUUUUUCCCAGUCCAGUUCACCUUGUUCAUUGGUGUCAUCCUUGUUCAACACUUGUUUAGGCUGUCAUGUUGGUGAAACUUUAUGGGUGUGCUUCUGACAUUAAUUAGAGACACAAUCUCACAGCAAAUUCUCUGAUCCUCUGGCUCUUACAUUCUUUAUGCCCCCAUCUUUCCCUAUGUUCCCUGAACCAUUACAGAAGGUCCCCUUGACUUAGGAUUUAUUUAUUAUAUAUUUAUUCAUUUAUUACCAUAUUUGUGAUUCUGUAUGUAUAUUGAAAAUUUGGGUAAUUUCUUUCCAAUUUUGAUAGUACAUACGAGAAUGUAAUUCCACUUCCUACUUGGUAAAGCAAUUUGGGGUAUAUUUAAUGCUGCCACACCAGUGGAUUGAGGAAAAGGUGCCAUUUCCCCUUGUCUUUACGUAAAUGAACCAUUGUUUCACUCCACAAGGACAAUUCAACUCUGCAUAGCACGAUAGAUAGAGCCAACUAACAAUGUACAGCCGAGGGCCUCAACUCCCAUCUAGUUUUCCUAGAGAAGUAAGUGGGAACAGGGCUUAGGCUCUAGGCUUUUUCUGCUAAGCCACAAAAACUGAUUCCUAUAGUGCUUUCUGGUCAUUUAUCUAGAGGAAAGAGUCAUAUACAGGUUUUAAAAGCAUGGACUCCAAAGGGAGAUAUUUUUUGGCUCAGUUCCAGAUUCUACCAUAUAUGAGAUUAAAAUCCUUGGGAUGUUGCUGAACCACUGCUAUCUAUGAAAUCAUGGAGACUAUACUUGUCAGGCACAGUUACCAGCUCUCUAUCACAAGAGAUUACAUUACAUUUCCUGUCAUUUAUGGGAAUAAAUUCAAACAGUCAGAAGAGGGCGCCAGAUCUCAUUACAGAUGGUUGUGAGCCACCAUGUGGUUUCUGGGAAUUGAAUUCAGGACCUCUGGAAGAGCAGCCAGUGCUCUUAACCACUGAGCCAUCUCUUCAGCCUGGUACAGCAUUUCUUUAUGACAUCUGUGUCUUCAGUUGAGAACAGCUGCUGUCACUGAGUCAGCUUUCCCAUAUAGUUUUGGUUGCUCCCUGUUGGCACUCCAGCUUUCAAGUCUACUACUAGAUGUGAGGCUGAAGAUUCUGAAUUACUGCCACACUCUGGAUUUCUUCCUGCUUGGUGUUCAAAAGGAUUUUACUACACCUGAAUUUCAUUAACUUUACCCAACUACCUAGAAAACACAUCUCAGACUUGCCAAGAGCUAUCAAAACACCUUUUGUGAUCAACAGCGAGAAAACACUUGGAAAAUUUGGCAAGCAGUUUUUCCUGCUCAAAUGCUCUUCUUCUCAGUUACUGUUUUCAGCUGUGUUCCAGAAAGCUGAGGCUUCUCUGAGCCAGACUUCUGAUCAGUGAAGUAUCGGUGUCCUCGUGCGAGCACUUCCAGCAGGCCCCUACUGAUAGAGUGCACUCUAGCUGAGACUUCUUGCAUUAAAUAGUGCCCUACCAAAAAAAGCUUUACAAAGUGCCAGAGAGACUUUUUACAGUUUGAAAGCUUUUCUUCAUCUAGCUCUCUUUACAUCCAUCUAGUAAAGAUGGAUGUUAAGCUAAAAGAUCGGGACUUCUGGUACAGCCUCCAUGGCCAAGUCCCCGGGUUGCUGGAGUGGGACAUGGGAAAUGAAUUUUUCCUGCCUUGUACCACAGAUCAGUGCUCUUUGGCUGAGCAGAGUCUUGCCAAAUACAAAAUUCAGCUGCUAAAACCACCACCACAGCCUCAGGAGAGGAAGCCCAAUCUUGAUGAUGAUGGUCCUCCCACUGAACCCAGCUUGUGGAUGUGGGUGAAUCCCAACAUUGUGUGCCCCGCCAACAGCAAAGAGGCUCCAAAUCCCAGUCAUAAAGUCCUGCCAAGUGCACCAGGCCCAAAGACUGAUGAGUCCGGCUGCUUAGGGACUCAGAGAGUGAUGCAGCCCUUGUCUUUUCUCCACACUGAGCAUUGUCAGCAACCAAAGCUGUCCGCGUUCUCCAACGACCCUGAUUUCAUAGAGGAGGAGACUGAGGAACAGGAAUGCACAUCCUCUAACAAAUACAACAGGAAGCCCCACACGCUGUACCCUGAGAGGCAGUCCUGGCCACGCCCUCCUCUCAACUACAGCCACCUAGUUGCUCUAGCAUUAAAAAGCAGCCCUUCCUGCGGCCUCAAUGUGCAACAGAUCUACAAUUUUACUCGACAACAUUUCCCCUACUUCCGGACAGCACCAGAGGGCUGGAAAAACACCAUUCGCCACAAUCUCUGCUCCCUGACCUGCUUUGAAAAGGUGCCAGUCCCCCUUGAGGAUGACGUGGAUGGGAAACCUCGCUCUUUUCUCUGGAAGCUCACUGAUGAGGGACACCGCUUCUUUCAGGAGGACACCCGUGUCCUGGCCUAUGCUCGAAAGGAGAGCAUCAAGCAGUGCAUGCGCCAACCAGAGCUGAUAGACCUUCUCUUUCAUUUUUAAUGUUUUCUUCUUUUCUUGUGUGUGUGUGUGUGUGUGUGUGUGUGUGUGUGUGCGCGCGCGCGCGCGCGUGUGUGGUAUGUGCAAGUGUGCGCAUGCAUGCUUAUAUGUGUGUGGGCACGUGUGUGUGGAGACCCAAGGUUAACAUCAAGAAUUUUCCUCCAUUCUCAGCCGGGCGGUGGUGGCGCACGCCUUUAAUCCCAGCACUCGGGAGGCAGAGCCAGGCGGAUCUCUGUGAGUUCGAGGCCAGCCUGGGCUACCAAGUGAGUUCCAGGAGAGGCGCAAAGCUACACAGAGAAACCCUGUCUCGAAAAACCAAAAAAAAAAAAAAAAAAAGAAUUUUCCUCCAUUCUCUUCUACCUGAUUCUUUGAGGCAGGGUCUUUCAGUCAAACCUAGAGCUUAUAGAUGCUGUUAGUCUUCUUACUAGCCAGCUUGCUAGGAUCCCCGAUCUCUGCUUCUGAGGCUGAGAUUGUAGGCAGAUCCUCAUGCCCACCCAGUUUGGCUCUGGGGAUCUGAACACAGGUCCUCUCGCUUGCAUGGCAAGCACUUUAACUGCUGAGCCAUCUCCCCAGCCUUCUCUUUCGUUUUUGAAGUACAGUUGCUCACUUUCUGGAACACUGCCCUGCUUACUGUACCGGACUAACCUUUACUCAUCCAUAACCCUGCCUUGUUUGAUUAGUGCCAAGUCUGUCUCUAGCCACUGUUAAGUAGUCAGAGGUGACUACAGACAAGGCCUAGAUUAAAUCCAGAUGUAGAAUGAUGGAAAGUUCCACAACAGCUGCAAUUGCUCUAUGCUUUGAGCAGAGACAGAAAGUCUUAGGAACCAUGGCAGGCAAGCUAGGGAUAGAAAAGCAUGUUAUGCUUAUUGGAGUAAACUGUGAAAUAUAAAGGACAAAUACAAAAUAAACCCAGGCUAUGGGAACCUUGGGUGCCAUGUGACGGUACAUGUGCAUAAAGAGAACUAGCCUUUGUGUUUGAAGUGUGGAGAGUUAAAUAUCCCCUUCUACCAUUCAUCGACUGCAUCUUUUGGAGUGACCUGUUUUAUCCCUCAGAGCCUCACUUUUCUCUUUCUAGUCCUAGACUUAACAGCUUUGUUCUCUUGCUAUUCAGCUCCCGCAGUGACAAACGCAGGCAGCUGUUGUUUGUUUCAAUACUGAAAGUCCUUACAUUGCUUCUGUAUUAACCCUAAGCUUUUUGAUGACAAUGUAUUGGUGCUCAUUUGUGUUUUUCACCAAACUUCAUUUGUGGAAAUGUAAGGUCCGUCUUAAGUGUUAAAGAUAAAAAGCAAACACUUAUUUGUGAGGCCUAGAUAAUUUAUGUGUAAUUAAACGGAGGUGCGAAGUUGCCAUGGAAACAGGGAGACAUCCUUCCUGGAAACAGAAAAGCAUUAAAAAUGAAGUGCCUUUUGAGUUAGCUUUGAAGAAUAAAUGGGAGUUUGCUGAGCACAUAAACUGGAGAAGAAACAUCAUCGGGGCAACAGUGUGAAUAGCGUUAACCAGGUGCUUGGCGAAUUCAGGAACUCAGCUAUCCUAGGGUCCGGAGCCACUGUAUUAAAGGUAACCAAACAGCUUGUCAGUUGUACUUUGGUGUUUAAGGCUCUACAGAACUAAGGACAUAAUUUGUACAUUGCUAAAAAGCACAAACAGAAUACCAACAUAGCGAAUAUUUCAGCCUUUGGCUUUCUAAUUUCAAAAUUCGUUUUUGUAGGUACUAAGCUCAUGAAAUUGGAGUAGUUUUUUGCCUUUUGUGUUAACGCGUUUUUAAAUAUAUGCCAACAUCUAGAAAAUAGCUUUUAACUACGUAUUUAGUUGCCAAGUAUUAGAUGAGAGUAUAAAAUAUCCGUUCAGUACAAAAGCAGCUAAUUUGACAUGAUUAGAGUAAGGGAGACUUCCUAUGGUAGACACAAACCUGUUUGUUUCAGUUUAAUUGCAAAGGCUGUGUAACCAAACAAAAGGAUUCCUGAAAGUCAUUGUAAAUGCUACUUCUGUAUCAUAGUUACUUUGAAAAUGUUGACACAAGAUUCUGGAAGUAAAAAAGUUUUCUAGCUAAA